Molecule: messenger RNA, 2295 nt
Organism: Macrobrachium nipponense
Lineage: Eukaryota; Metazoa; Arthropoda; Malacostraca; Decapoda; Palaemonidae
Product: coiled-coil domain-containing protein 18-like
Exons: 1
Coding region: 1-2295 (764 amino acids)
Source: RefSeq, a predicted model, not a curated record
AUGCAGAGGUUGCAAGAAUCCCUGGAAAAGAGUCAGGCUAACGGUACUAGAAUGGAACAGCUCUUGAAGGAAGCAGGAAAGGCGAUAGAGCGGAUUCAAAGGGAACUUGAAGGCAAGGAUAUUUUGCUGGAAAAGAGGGCAGACGACGCAGCAGCGAUGAGCAGACAAAUCGAGAGCGUCUGCCUUCAAAAAGAACAAGUUCUGACUGAAAAGUGUCGCCUACAACACGACCUGGAACUGGCUCUAGAUCGAGGAGAGAAAGCAGACAACUUUAACAAAGAACUGAUGGAGCAAAUAGUGUCUCUGGAGAGACGACUAGAGGAGACUGAAUACUUGCUCAAGAAAAGGGACGAAGACGAGACGGAAAUGGAAAGGCUCUUCCAGAAAGAGAUGGUCGACAAAGAAAGAGAUCUGCAGUGCGCUAAAGAGAAAGAAACUGAAUUGAGCCUCAAACUAGAAAAGAUAGAAACUUUCAAUCAAAUUCUUGACGCAGAGAAUGAAGAUUUGAUGAGGCUCGUAGUAGACUACAGGGAAGCCUUAGAUCAGAAGGAGAGGAAGGUCGACCAUCUGCAAGAAUUACUGGCAAGUCAAGCAAGAGAGUCUGAGAACGGCCGACAGAAACUGAGGACUCUGGAAGUGCAAAUGAUGGCCAUUGAAGGCACUGUAGAAGAACUGGAAAACCAACUGAUGGCCAUUCAAGAGAACCAAGAAGCUGUCCAAGGAAAACUCGAGCUCACUGAAUCUGAAAACUCUACACUUAGGGAGGUAGCAGCUGACCUAAAAGAUAAAAAUUGUGAGCUUGAGAAAAACCUGGCAGACGAGACCCAUAUGAAUUUGGUACUAGAAGAUCAAGUUCAGUUCCUAGAAUCAGUUUUGCGUGAAAAGGAAUCUCAGUUGGUCUCUGCAUCAGAAACUCUAAAUGCGGAAAGAGCGAAAACUGAGAUUAUGGCACAAGAACUACAAGUGAUGAGGAACUGGGUCGCAGAACUAGGAGGAGAGAAUGAAAAGUGCAAAGAAGAGUUAGCAGCAAAAGCAGCAGAAGUUACUUCGCUGCAGAAAGAGUUAAACAAUGAGAAGAAGUUGACCAAAGUUCUGGCUGGAGAAGCCCAGGUUAUGAAGACCUGGGUCGCAGAACUAGGAGGAGAGAACGCCACGCUUCAGGAUGAGGUAAACAAAACCCACCUGAUAGUAAAUUCACUUGUGAAGUCUUUAAGGAAGGAGAAACAGAGGAGCAGAAAUCUCCAGGAUGCUCUCCAUCAUGGGAAGGAGAUGGAAAACUUGCUGAAAGAAGAAAAGAAGAGAGGAAAUGAGAUGGCGACUUCCCUGAGAACCUUCAAAGUAGAGCUCAAUAACAGGGACCUCCAAAUUGAAAACCUCCUAAACAUGGAGAAGAAAUUGAUAUGUGAAAAAGAAGAACUUGUAGAGAAACUAGGCGUUGCUCUCAGCCACGGCAAGGAACUGGACAGCUUGCUGGAGGAGGCAGGCCAGAAGGCGACAAAACUCGCAAACGAUUUUGAUGAAGAGAUCCAAAAAAUGGAGGACCAGUUGAGAGAUCUCUUAGACAAAGAGGAACAACUCAGAGCUGAAAAGCUAGAGUUGGAAGACAGAUUAGAAAAUGCUGUCAAUCUUCUGAUUAAAGAACAGCGGGAAAAUGUAAACUGGCAGCAAAUGUUACAGGAAAGGGAAAAAGAAGUAGAGAAGCUGAAGAAAGAUGAAAAAAACCAUCAAGAACAGAGGAAGGAGAUAGGGAACAAACUGCAGGAAGGUGAGAAAGAGCUCCAGCAACUUAGAACGGAAUGUGAAGAUCUGAAGGAAAAUUGGAGGAUACAAGAGGAAAAGAUGAUAAAGGAACAACAGCGUCUCCUGGAGCGCCAAAGGAGACAGGAAGAGGCUCUGAGGGAACAGGACAAAUACAUGCUAAUGACGCUUCUCCAUGGGACAGCUCAGAGGAACUUCCAUCUGCAGCACAUUGCACUGCAACAUGGAACUGAAACUCUGGACAGCAUCAAUGAAAAGGAGAAGCAAGAUGAGGACCUGUGGCUGAGGAAGGAGAAACAACACAGGAAAUACUGCGAUGCCCAGCAAGAGAGGACCGGGCAACUAGCCACGAAACGGUUGAAAACGUGGGGACGUCCUAACUCAGACGUUGACGGAACUCUCGUGGAGAUUCUGACGAGAACUGUGAGAUUUCCAACGGAAAAAACGAUGACAAAACUUGUCAUCAAAGCAGUGAAAGAUGAGAUCUGUAAGACUGAGCCCCUCAGAGCCGAGAUUCGUAAGGAAAACGAGGACUAA